AUGAUAAGACAAAAUGUUACCAUUGAUUUUACAAAAAUGAUUAUUAACAUUGAUGAUAGAAUAAUUAAACCGGAGAAUGAAGAGUAUUAUGAUUUAAUUGAAAGUCCAGAACAAGAACUUUUUAAUAACCCUAAUUUAUUUAUUACCCAAGACAGCCAACUAUUUAAUAAGAAAAUAACUUGCAUAGUUGAAAAAUCGGCAGUUAACAAUCCAGAAGUAGGUUGUAUUUUUUGUAAGGAAUUUUGCAUUCAUCUUAAAGAUGACAUUCCUAUUAGAAGCCGUAUAUAUCCAGUACUUUAUAAAUACUAUGAUUUAGUGAAAGAAGAAAUUCGAAAGCUUGAAAGAUUAGAUAUUAUAUGUAAAAGCAAUUCUGUAUACUGA
Molecule: messenger RNA, 381 nt
Organism: Hepatospora eriocheir
Lineage: Eukaryota; Fungi; Microsporidia; Hepatosporidae
Source: the annotation of a GenBank genome assembly